GUGAAAUCAUGCAGCUCUUUAUUCGUUCUCAGAAUCUGCACACCCUUGAGGUGUCUGGACGAGAAACAGUAGCUCAUCUUAAGGCUCACAUUGAAUCCCUGGAGGGCAUUGCAUCUGAGGAUCAAGUGGUUCUUCUGGGUGGGAUCCCCUUGGAAAAUGAUUCUGUCAUUGGACAGUGUGGCAUCAGCGACCUUACAACUUUGGAGGUUGCUGCACGCAUGCUUGGUGGCAAGGUCCACGGUUCCUUGGCUCGUGCUGGCAAAGUGAGAGGCCAGACCCCAAAGGUUGCUAAGCAAGAGAAGAAGAAAAAGAAAACGGGUCGGGCCAAGAGGCGCAUGCAGUACAACCGCCGCUUUGUCAACAUUGUGCCAGGGUUUGGCAAAAAGAAGGGGCCUAAUGCUAAUUCCUAAAUAGCACCCAGUCAUAUAAUAAAUCAGAUACUUUGCCUGGACCGUU
Messenger RNA from Candoia aspera, 456 nucleotides. RefSeq names its product FAU ubiquitin like and ribosomal protein S30 fusion (gene FAU). Gene Ontology annotation, molecular function: protein binding; structural constituent of ribosome. Lineage: Eukaryota; Metazoa; Chordata; Lepidosauria; Squamata; Candoiidae. Gene Ontology annotation, cellular component: ribosome; cytosolic small ribosomal subunit. Gene Ontology annotation, biological process: translation. The coding region runs from base 9 to 410 and encodes 133 amino acids. The record is from RefSeq and is a predicted model, not a curated record. The transcript is spliced from 4 exons.